Molecule: messenger RNA, 3064 nt
Organism: Malus domestica (apple)
Lineage: Eukaryota; Viridiplantae; Streptophyta; Magnoliopsida; Rosales; Rosaceae
Product: auxin response factor 2-like
Biological process (GO): regulation of DNA-templated transcription; response to hormone
Cellular component (GO): nucleus
Molecular function (GO): DNA binding; protein binding
Source: RefSeq, a predicted model, not a curated record
GCAAAAGAAGCGCAUCGGACUCACCGGCGCAGAUUAGCAAACAUCGCCAGCCAGCACAGCACGGACAGAGAACGACUCGUGGCUAAUACGACUGCAGAACUCUGAGGAGAGAGAGAGGGUGAGGAGAGAGAGAGAGAGAGAGAGGGAGGGGCACACAAGGCCUGGCAGGUGCAGGUGUACGAAUCGCACAGGCACUUGAGAGAGAGAGAGAGAGAGAGAGGGAGGGAGGGAGGGAGGGAGGGAGGGGCAAAAAGUGCAGGUGCAGUUGUACCGAAUCGCACAGUCACAGGCAGUAGAGAGAGAAAGUGUAUAGAGAGAGAAAGCCGAAAGCCGAAAGCUUCUCUCUCCUCUCUUGCUGCUGCAGCCAUUAAGCGUUACAAGGAACCGAAAAAUCAACGCCUCUCUCACGCCGUCAGCGUUUUUCCAGAGAGAGAAGGAGAGGAGAGAGAGAAGCGGCGUGAAACUGCCGGGCUGCGUGGUGGUGUGAAGUGUGAGAUAGCAGUGGAGGAAGAGAAAGUGUGAUCAGAGAGAGAGAGAGAGAGGAGGUUAAAGGAAGCAGGACAUUACGGUGGACGCGGACGGCCGGAGAGAAAUAUUUGAUAAAUAGAGAUGGCGCGGAGGACUGCUGCUGGAGUGGAAGGGUUGCCGUCCACCGCCUCCGUGAAUGCUGUAGAAAGCAGCGGAUGUACGGACGCCGCCGUGCCGGCAGCUAACAACAACCAAGGUGAGAAAGAUGAUUUGUACCAUCAGCUAUGGCAUGCGUGUGCCGGGGCGAAUGUUUACGUUCCCCGCCCUGGCGAGAAGGUUUUCUACUUCCUUCAAGGUCACAUGGAACAGGUGGAGGCAUAUGCAAACCAAGACUGUAAAAUGGAAAUGCCAAGAUACAAUUUGCCUUCCAAGAUCCUCUGCAAUGUUGUAUGUGUUCAGCUAAAGGCUGAAGCUCACACAGACGAAGUGUAUGCUCAAAUCACCUUGCUUCCUGUGACCGAGGAAGACCAGGUAAGGGCAGAGGAAGAAAAUACUCCACCCUUGCCUCGGCGAACCAGUACACGCUCCUUUAGCAAGGUACUCACCCCAUCGGACACAAGCACCCACGGUGGAUUCUCUGUUCCCAAACGACAAGCUGAUGAGUGCCUUCCACCUCUGGACAUGUCUCAGCAACCACCGGUUCAAGAUCUGGUAGCAAAGGACUUGCAGGGAUAUGAAUGGUGCUUUCGCCAUAUAUUUCGAGGUCAGCCAAAGAGGCACUUGCUUACUAGUGGCUGGAGUACGUUUGUGACUACAAAAAGACUUGUUGCUGGGGAUGCAUGUAUCUUUGCAAGAGGAGAAAAUGGAGAACUCUGUGUUGGCAUACGCCGUGCGACCAAAACACAAGACACUGCAUCAACUUCUCUCAUUUCUGGCCACAGCAUGCAACAUGGCAUACUUGCCAGCGCUUUCCAUGCCAUUUCUACUGGUACCAUGUUUACUGUGUACUACCACCCAUGGACGAGUCCUGCUGCAUUCAUAAUUCCUUUUGAUCAAUACAUGAAAUCAGCCGAAAAUGACUAUUCCAUUGGAAUGAGAUUCAGAAUGUGUUCCGAAGGUGAAGAAUGUGCAGAGAAGAAGAGGUUGGAAGGUACUAUAAUAGAUAUCGAAGAUAACGAUUGCUUGAGGUGGCCCAUUUCAGAAUGGAGGUGUCUGAAGGUGCGAUUGGAUACUACAUUAGAUACAUGCUUGCAUUCCGAAAGGCUUUCUCCUUGGAAUAUCAUACCUCUCCAACCUAAGAAGAGGGCACGUUUACCUGAUCCACCAUCCCCUGGGGUUUCUAGCUUGGGCAGGAAAGGUUCAUUGGUGAUUUCAGUUGAGUCCACACCUCCAAGGAAAAAAAAGGUCUUUCAAGGUCAAGAAACUAGUGAUCCACCUGCUCAUGAACCAGUUACACCAAAACAGCUAUUACUGCCACAGUUCAUCCCACCCCCAAAUCCUGACUGGGACCACACAGAUUUGGGAUUGGAAAACAAUCUCAACGUUCCAAUGAACGACCCAUUUUACCAAUGUCCUGGCUAUCCAAAAGCUCCAGGCCUUACUAACCAAUGGCCACCAAUGUUUGGUUUUGGAGUCUUUGACAGUGGCACGUAUAAAAGAAGCAUGUCAGUUCCAAAUAUCAGCUCCUCGGAGUCCCAGAAUUUGAGAGCCUUCGAACUGAGGAGUGAGACUCAAUCGCCACUUGUCGAACAAAAGAGUACAAUGCUUUUUGGAGUCAAUAUAGUUACUAGUCACCCCGAGCUCCCUUCACCACAAGUUGCCAAUUCUAUUGAACUUUGUAGUCCUUGUUCUAUUCCUCCAAUAUCUCAUUCAAGUGUUUCUGAAACAGUCCAGCUGUCAGAGACAUCGAAGAGUAUCUCUGGCGUUUGUUCUGAGAAACAAUGCAAGAAAUGUAGCUCCGUCAAUAACAGGAGUUGCAUAAAGGUGCUCAAAUAUGGAGCUCCUGUUGGAAGAUCGAUUGACCUCACGCGCUUUGAUGGGUACAACGAACUCAUUUGUGAGCUUGACCAGAUGUUCGAUUUCAAAGGAAGCCUGAUCGAUGGAAGCAGUGGAUGCCAGGUAACCUACAUGGAUGACGAAGGAGACAGGAUGCUGAUAGGAGAUUACCUGUGGCACGAAUUCCAGUCCAUGGCACAGCGAUUGUUCAUCUGUCCGAAAAAUGAAAUGCCGAAUCCAGGCUCCCCAAAUGCAGUAUCCAUCUAAGUCUUCGCCAAGAGGUCACAUGUGUUUAUCUGUUCAUAUCAGAGCGUGCACGCGCGAGAGAGAGACAUGGUAUCGACAAACGUGUCUACUUGAAACAUCAAUGCGCGCAUUGCGGUAUGUAUGCCAAUGCAGCCGUGACAAUUUACUGUUCAAGUGUAGGUAUGCAGUAUCAGUAUGCAUAUUGUUUAAGUUAAACCAAAAGCUUAAAACUGUAGUUUUUUGCUGUUUGAAGAAUGCCUAAGAUUGUUGUGAUGUAAAAGUUCCAGGUAAAUGCUCAGAACAACUGUGGAACUAUAUGAAAAGUACCAUAUUUUACCAUUAGAUGAUUGUUAUU